GCGAGCGGGGCCGCGGGCGCGGCGGGCGCAGCGGAGAGGCCUGGGCCGGGCCCGAGCUGCAGGAGCGCGGGAACCCCACUGUGGCCGCGCCCCGGGGCCCCGCCUCUCCCCAGGAGGGAAAAGGCAGCAGCCAAGGCUGGGCUCACAGGCACUACGACCCGGAGCCCACGAGAGCAGAGGACCCGCGGCUGCUGGCGCCACUUCAGGCCCGCCAUGGACCCCCAUGAGAUGGUCGUCAAGAACCCCUAUGCCCACAUCAGCAUCCCCCGCGCUCACCUGCGGCCCGACCUGGGGCAGCAGCUGGAAGCAGCACCCUCAUCCUCAGAACCUGGGCCCCUGCCACUGGGGCCCUGCGCCCCAGAACCCCCCUGCACUCUGCAGCUGAGCGACGCCAAAGGUGCUAAGGGGGCCAAAGGGGCUGCCCCCGUCCAGGGACAGCAGACUUGGCAGCCCUCCGGCAACCCCUAUGGCAGUGGGCAGCGCCAGGCAGGACUGACAUAUGCCGGCCGGCCGCCUGUCGGCCGUGGGGACGACAUUGCCCACCACUGCUGCUGCUGCCCCUGCUGCUCAUGCUGUCACUGUCCCCGCUUCUGCCGCUGCCACAGCUGCUGCGUGGUCUCCUAG
Molecule: messenger RNA, 624 nt
Organism: Sorex fumeus (smoky shrew)
Lineage: Eukaryota; Metazoa; Chordata; Mammalia; Eulipotyphla; Soricidae
Gene: CYSRT1
Product: cysteine rich tail 1
Exons: 3
Coding region: 214-624 (136 amino acids)
Source: RefSeq, a predicted model, not a curated record